UCAAAUUGGGUUAGUCUUUCACUGACGUGUCAAAGCUCUUACUGUAGCGUAAACAAAAGUUAGCUGUCUAAGUACCCAGGAUAAUUGCAAAAGACCGUAACUGAAGUUCCUGGUUCGGUGCCUGGCUUCGGGCGAUCGCAGCUCGUUCCACAGUACAGGCUGGUGACUCUCCUUCGGGCGCGAUCGCAAGGGGGUGCCUUCUGUGAGCAAAACGAGGUUCGCGGUCAAGGGAUCCAACAAGCCCAAAAGAUUAAUUGCAAACCAAAAAACUCUUUAUUAAAGUGUAUCACUUCCUAUGGUAAUUACAGCUUAGCGGAAGUACGUCAGUUGUUAUCUGCUUUGCUGCUGCUGCUGCACUGUACAAUUCAGACAGAGAGAAAAAAAAUCUUCCUUCUCUCUUGUCUCUCUGCCCCUUUAAGAGCUCGCAGGAAAGCUUUAAAUUAAACACUUCUUCUCCGAUUCGGUUGGAUUGGGUUGCAGACUGAGACCCAGGGCGAGGAUUUAAGCGAGGGUCCAGGUUCGGGACGCGGCUGGCUUUUUUAAUGGAGAUGGGGGUGUUUAAAAUAUAAGGGGAACAAGCACAAAAAUCAGAGAACAGAGCGAGAAGCCUUGGAAAGGGCAGCUUCUAAUGCCUGUUUCUGCUUUGGUGUGAAACUGAUCAAGCAGCUGGAGAUUUUCGCUGAUGAAACUUACAAAUAGGAAGCAAUCGGCUGGGGCUCUUAAUAAUAUAAUUGUUUUGGUUCUUGCAAAAAAAAAAAAAAACAAAAAUGCAAAGAUUGUUUAACGUCGAGACCCUGUGCGGUGAGUAAAUAGAUCCCCCUACCACCUUGGAGUGGGAGAGGGAAAUAGUGGAGGUUUUAAAUAACAUAUUCAACAGAAUUGCGGAUUUCAGCUCCUGUAAAGUUGCACUUGCAAAGCAUGUCCUAUUUUUGCUUUGGAUCUGGCAGCUGGCUCUCAGGAUAAGAGGGAAAGGAGAUCCCUGAAUUUCCUAAGUGGAUCGACACACAGAUCUCUGUGGAUUAUUUAUGCAAACGGCUUGAUCCUCUUGUGAAUUGCUUCACAUUUUCUAGGAAGACAUCUGUGCGGAUUUCAACAUUUUUUUCCCGCUGGGGGUUCGAUUCAAGGUCAUCUGUGUGGAUGUAAACGUGGAUUAUAAUUUUGCGUGGAUUACUGCGUCUUUUUUGGCGGAUCCGUUGCUUUUUAAUAAGGAUUUAUACCCGUGUCGAAAUGGAUGGUAAAAUGAAGCAGAGCAGAAGAUCGAGGUCUCAAAGGGACCGGGCGAGGAGGAGAAGGCAAACCGAUGCCAGGGAUGCACGGGAUCCAAGUCCUUCUUCUGGAUCGGAUGGGGAGCAGAGCCCCGGUAAGGAAAACACUGGCCCAAACAACAAAAAAGCCGCCCCUCCGGCCAGAAACCCCAGACCCCCAAGGCGAAGAAGACGGGAGUCCAGCUCCCAGGAAGAAGAAAUAAUUGAUGGAUUUGCUAUAGCCAGCUUCGUGACUCUGGAAGCCUUGGAGAAGGACAUGGCCCUGAAGCCUCAUGAACGUAAAGAGAAAUGGGACCAGCUGCUGGCAAAGAAACGGAAGGAGACGGUUAAACACAUACCUACAGAACCCCGUGUGAAUGGACACUAUAUUGAUAUGGGCAACUCAGAGAGAGAACAGGAGCGUGGGAAGGAGCAAGUGAGAAAGAAACUACCGCUAAGGCCCUUCAUUCAGAUGAGGGUUUACUCAAGAAGAAUUGGAAAAAACAGUGAAGAGGAUAGUGUCCAAGAAGCUACAAGUUCACAGCGGAGCAGUUCCAGGGACCGCCUCACUGAUAGUUCAGCUCAGUCAUUUUCAGGAAGAGGUUACUCGUGUGACAGCGACAGUGACAUUGAUGACAAGGCUUCUGAUGCAAGUUUUGAGAAGCUGUUUGCACCAUCAGUAUGCAAAGGUCUGAUUUUGAAUGACAAGUCAGAAAUUAAAGUCCCAUCUGUUCUGAAGGUUUCUGGGUUAGAACGAAGCCAGGAACACUGCACAGAGAUUUUGUUUUUCCAACCAGUGCCAAGUCCACAGCCAGCUCCUCCUACUAUUGGGCCACCAGUUAUUCCAGUGUCCACAACAAACAGCAGACCAAGCACACCAGUGAAAAAGGAGCCAAUACCACCACCAGAAAUACCUCCACGACUUACACCAGAGCCACAACUGCUGCAAGAGCAUCGCCCUGUCCCUCCUGUGGCUCACGUCCCUCCACCCAGCAGUCACCCAGUGUUUCAUCAAAUACCAUACAGUAGCCACAGCAUCAGCAGGAGCAGUAGUACCAGCAGUACUGCAAGCAUCAGCUUACCCAAACACCUGCCGCCAUCACCUCAGCUCCACUUGCACCCUCCAUCUGGCCAGCCUGUGCCCCUGUCCAUCUCCAAUCUUACUACCUCGCACUACGCUUUGAGACCCUCACCAGUUCAGCACCAUCCGGCCAUGUUUGCAACCCCUGCUGCACUACCACCUUCAUCAGCCUUACCUACCAACAGCCUUGUAAUACCUGGGCAUCCUGCAGGACCAGGCUAUUCAGAUCAUGAACUUCUCCGUCAAGAGUUAAACAGCCGUUUUUUGGUUCAGACUUCUGACCGGACGGCAACAUCCCUCAGCUCAGUGCCACUGCUGAGGGCCGAGUUGCACCAACACACUCACCAGCAUCAGCACCAGCACCAACACACGCAUCAGCACACAUUCACUCCUUUUCCACCAAGCCUGCCCCCGACGCCAUUUAUAUCGCCCACUGCACCACCCAUGGUGCGUGCCCCCAUCCGAAAUUUUGAGAAGUAUGCACCUAAGCUGGAUAGCACAUUUUUUCGACAUCCUUCUUUUUAUCCAUCGUAUCCCACAACAGUGCCUAGUAUGCCUACAAUGUUACCACACUCUGGACACUUUGGGUCUCUCCAAGGUGCAUUUCAACCGAAGACACCAAAUCCUGUUGAUAUAGCAGGCAGACCAGGUGCAGUUCCUCACACACUACUCCAGAAGGAUCCUAGGGUAACAGACACAUAUAGGCCUCCAGUAAGGAAACCUGGCAAGUGGUGUGCGGUUCAUGUACAGAUUGCGUGGCAAAUCUACCAUCACCAGCAGAAAAUGAAGCAAAUGCAUGUAGAACCUCACAAACUGGACAUCAAUGGGAAACUUGACCUCUUCAGUCGAGCUCCAGGACCUGGUGCUUUUCCAGGAUUCCCUUACUCGCAUGACCUUGCUAGACCUCUGCUGUCUACUACAGGGGCAACACACCAGACUGCUACUCCAUAUGGACCUUCUCCACAUCACAGCAGCUUCCUACCCGCCAGUCAUCUGGCAGGUAAGUAUCCAUUCAGCAGGCCAGGUUCUUUUGGCGGCCUUGGAAAUCUGAGCAGCAGUGCCUUUGGAGGGUUAGGAGCUCACACACUCGGUUCUAGCAGCCUUUUUGCACACAAAGACAGCACAAGCCUACAAAGUUUCAGCAGUCCUCAUGAGCAGUGGAAUAGACUUCAUCGGACCCCACCUUCAUUUCCAACUCCUCCACAGUGGCCUAAGCCAGGAGACACUGAACGUAGUUCUUCUAUAAGCAGUCACGACAGAGAUGGAGAGAAGCGGGAUUCUUCCACAAGCAAGGAUGAGCGGGAGAGAGAGAGAGAUAUCAUGGAUAAAAAUAGACAUUCCAACAGAUCUUCACCAGCUUCUGCUCCAGUAACUCAUCAGAUUAGCAAUCUGAUCCGCAGCAGCAGCCAAAAUUCUAUUGAACCUGUGAGGCAGAUCGCUGCCAGUGAUCGUGAAAGAUCCAAAGAACUGGAACGAGAGCACUCUGAGCGUCUGAAGGCAUCCACACCUGUGGAACUUAAAGUCAAGCAGAGUCGCUCCCCUGUAAAGGACCUUCUAAGCCAUGAAAGAAAAGCUUCAGAAGACAACAUAAAACCAGUCAUCCGAUGCACUUCUCCAUACAGCAAACCUGUACUGACUGGAAGCAUGAAGCUCAGCAAUAUAGAAAGCAAAGAAACUGAGAGAAAACCAGAACUGCUUAGGGACCACCAGAAAAUAAAGAAUGAUGUCAAAGUAAAAGAAGAGUGCAAGGAAGACAGUGAUGUUGUGUUAGUGGCCUCUGAAUCUUCACAGCAUAGCAGGAGUGCUGACCAUUCCACAGCUGCAACUUUACAUGGGCAUUCUGUACCUUCCUCUGUAACUGGCAUGCCCUUUUCACCAGCCACUGUUGGCCACCUGAAUUUAGAGCAUGCCAGAAUGGUUGGACCUUUGAUGAAUAUUAGUCCUUUAGUAGGAAGAGAAAGAUUACCCCAUCCUGGAUUUGCAUGGGACCCAGUGAGAGAUACUUUAAGGGAUCCAUAUCGAAGCUUAGACCUUCAUCGUAGAAUGGACUUCCAGUUACGAGCAGAUCCCAUGGGUAGAUUCCCUACCACAGCAGGGUUUUAUGAUCCUGAAAGGGCUUAUAGAGACAGGGAGCCCCAUGACUACAGUCACGAAGCCAUCCUUGAUGCCCGACGUGAGCAUGAGCGGAUGCCCCAGUUAUUAGAACGGGAGCGCUUACAUCUGCGAGAAGAGUUCGAUCGUGCCAGGAUGCAGCAUCUGCAUUCAGCUACCAUUGACAGUCAUUUGACACAUGUGCCUCCUUUUAUGUCUCCUUUAAGUGGAAUGCAUUAUGCAAGAUUGAACUCUCCCAAUGCAGUGCAUAAUGGGAUUUUAAACAGGACCCCACCCACUGCAGCUCUAAGUGCCCCUCCACCUUUGGUACCAGCAAGCAGCACUAGACCAGUCUCCCCACGUAGGACUACUCCACUCACAAACUCUGAGUCUAGGGACUAUUCGCCCUCUAGGAAUCCCAAAGAAGUGGAGGCACGAUAGGUCUUGCUACAGAAUUUUAGAACUACUACAAUACAAGUCUUUUGCAAAGUAUGCACUGCUUAAAAUUCAAGUGACUAGAUAUUUGAAAUACUGAAGCACAGCUAUGUGGGUUCAGUGUAGGGAAGGGGAAAUCACAAGAAUUACCAACUUUCUUUACCAGAAAAUAACUUGUAAUUGGAAUUUAAUAUAUAAUUAUCAAUUAGAAAACUAGGUUUCUGUGUAAGAAUGGUUAUUAAAAAUAUGAAGUUUGUACAUUUCAUUUUCUGAGGAUAAAAUUAAAUUUUUUAAAAUUUGUAAUUUUUUAACUGCAUUUUUUUUUUUUUUGCUUUUAUUUGCUUGUCUUUUUUGUUUCUGAUUGUUUUUCUGUUUUUAGCAGAAAUCAAGUGGCCUCAGCUCUUUCAGGUAUUAUCCAGGGUUUGUUAAAAGUAUUAUUUAAAGAAAUACUUUUGUUGCAGUUCACUGUGAGGUUUUAAUUCUGAGGCCAAAUUCAUACUUAACUUUACCUGGUACUUGAGAACCGAAGCUUGCAGGUGUAUAAUACUUGUGUACAAAGCCUACAUUGAUGUUUUUUUCUGCCUUAUGAUGAUAUGCAGACUAUUUGAAAAAAAAAAUGUUCCUUCCAGUUUCCUGUAAAAAGUAUGGAAAACAAUUGUAAAUAUUCUGUUAAUAUUCAUAAAUGUAAACCAAUAUUAAAUUCUUUACAUUAAGUAGA
This is a messenger RNA of Protopterus annectens (West African lungfish), 5569 nucleotides long. It is a transcript of the gene FBRSL1, whose product is annotated as fibrosin like 1. Bases 1228 to 4857 code for a protein of 1209 amino acids. The record is from RefSeq and is a predicted model, not a curated record. The transcript is spliced from 19 exons. Lineage: Eukaryota; Metazoa; Chordata; Ceratodontiformes; Protopteridae.